Molecule: messenger RNA, 3006 nt
Organism: Phragmites australis (common reed)
Lineage: Eukaryota; Viridiplantae; Streptophyta; Magnoliopsida; Poales; Poaceae
Product: G-type lectin S-receptor-like serine/threonine-protein kinase B120
Exons: 6
Coding region: 172-2754 (860 amino acids)
Biological process (GO): protein phosphorylation; recognition of pollen
Molecular function (GO): ATP binding; protein serine/threonine kinase activity
Source: RefSeq, a predicted model, not a curated record
CUCAAUUGCUCUCCCACGCGGCUCGCGCGCGCGCGCGCGUAAAUGAGACUAGUAUAUCCACGCUCACAGAAGCAGCAACCCUUUCGCCAUUCGAGCGAGCUUCUGAGUUCUCCGCCAAAAUCCGCCUCCUUAAACGCGAGUCAAGAAAGCUGAAUCCGGCCGCCGCCAUUGAUGGCCCAUGCCGCCGUCGCGGGGCUCGCCUCGCUCUUACUCCUCUACGCGCACGUGCAUGUCCGCGCCGACGCGGCGGCGACGCUGGUGCAGGGGCAGUUGCUGGGCGGGAACGACACGCUGGUGUCGGCCAACGGCACCUUCGCGCUGGGCUUCUUCGCGCCCCGCGGCGCCGGAGGCAACCCGGAGCGGCGGUACCUGGGUGUCAUGUACGCGCAGGCGGCCGAGCAGACCGUGCCGUGGGUGGCCAACCGCGACGCCCCCGUGAGCGCGGCCUCCGGAGCCUACUCCGCCACCGUCACGGCCUCCGGCGAGCUGCAGGUGCUGGAGGGGGACCGCGUCGCGUGGCGCACCAACACGUCCUCGCCGCUGGGAAACGUCACGCUGACCAUCUUCGACAGCGGGAACCUCGUGCUGUCCGCGGGCGGCGAGGGCGCGCAGGCGGUAGUAGUUUGGCAGAGCUUUGACCACCCGGCGGACACCUUCCUCCCCGGGAUGAGCAUCACACUGGACCGGCGCAACGGGGCCGUCAGGCGGACGCUGUUCACGUCGUGGCGGAGCCCCGGCGACCCGGCCACAGGCGACUUCACGCUGGGAAUCGACCCGCUCGGCUCGGCGCAGCUCUACAUCUGGCAGAGCCGGGGCGGCGAGAACACCACCUACUGGCGGUCGGGGCAGUGGGCGAACACCAACUUCGUCGGCGUCCCGUGGAGGUCGCUCUACGUGUACGGGUUCAAGCUCAACGGCGAUCAGUCGCAGAGCAACGGGAUCAUGUCCUACACGUUCAGCACGUACAACAGCUCGCAGUACCGGUUCAUGCUCCACCCCAACGGCACCGAGACGUGCUACAUGCUCCUCGAUGGCACCGGCGACUGGGAGACCGUCUGGUCGCAGCCGACCAUCCCGUGCCAGGCGUACAACAUGUGCGGCGCCAACGCCGAGUGCGCCGCCGGUGACAAUGGACAGGCCAUCUGCAGCUGCUUAAAAGGUUUCGAGCCGAGAUCCGCAGCGGAGUACAGCAACGGGAACUGGACGCUGGGCUGCGUGAGGAGCGCCCCGCUGACCUGCGAGAAGAACAUAAGCGGCGGCGACGUGUUCGCCGAUCUCGCUGGCGUGAAGCUGCCGAACUUCGCCGUUUGGGGAUCGACGGUGGGCGACGAGGACGCGUGCAAGCAGUCGUGCUUGGCGAACUGCUCGUGCGGCGCGUACAGCUACAACACGGGCACCGGGUGCCUGACCUGGGGGCAGGAGCUGAUGGACAUCUACCAGUUCCCAACAGAAGAGGGCUAUGACCUGCACAUCAAGGUCCCUGCAUCCGUGUUAGAAACAGGCUCUAAAACGAGGCGAUGGACGACAGUUAUCGUUGUUGUAGCAAUCGUCGUAGCUGCUAUAUUGGCAGCAUGCGGCCUUCUCCUGUGGAAAUGCAGGAGAAGAAUCAAAGGGAAACUUGGCAUUGUUGGCAGGGAAAAUAAAAAACCCUCAUUGCUGCGUCUUGCUAGGGAAGCAAGGCAAGAUUUCUCAGGACCGAAACAACCUGAUCGAGAGGAAGCGGAGGACGGCAAGACCUGCGAGCUGCCGCUGUUCGCCUUCGAGAUCUUGGCGGCGGCCACCGGCGACUUCAACAGCGCUAACAAGCUCGGGGAGGGAGGCUUCGGCCAUGUCUACAAGGGAAGGCUUCCUGGGGGCGAGGAGAUUGCAGUGAAGAGGCUGUCCCGGAGCUCCGGCCAGGGGCGGGAAGAGUUCAAGAACGAGGUGAUACUGAUCGCGAAGCUUCAACACCGCAACCUUGUCAAGCUGCUAGGGUGCUGCAUCCAGGGGGAGGAGAAGAUCUUGGUGUACGAGUACAUGCCCAACAAGAGCCUGGACGCCUUCCUCUUCGAUCCGGCGAGGCGAGGGCUGCUGGACUGGAAGACGAGGUUCCACAUUAUCGAGGGGAUCGCCCGGGGGCUCCUCUACCUCCACAGGGACUCGAGGCUCCGCGUGGUGCACCGUGACCUCAAGGCCAGCAACAUCCUCCUGGACCACGACAUGAACCCCAAGAUCUCGGACUUCGGCAUGGCGCGGAUCUUCGGCGGCGACCAGAAUCAGGUCAACACCAACCGCGUCGUCGGCACGCUGGGGUACAUGUCGCCGGAGUACGCGAUGGAGGGGCUGUUCUCCGUGAGGUCCGACGUGUACAGCUUCGGGAUCCUGAUCCUGGAGAUCAUCUCCGGCCAGAAGAACAGCAGCUUCCACCACAUGGAGGGCUCCCUCAACAUCGUAGGCUACGCGUGGCAGCUGUGGAACGCGGACAAGGGGGAGCAGCUCAUCGACCCGUCGAUCCGGGGGACGUGCUCGGUGCGGGAGGCGCUGCGGUGCGUGCACAUGGCGCUGCUGUGCGUGCAGGACCACGCGUGCGACCGGCCGGACAUCCCCUACGUGGUGCUGGCGCUGGGCAGCGACAGCUCCGUGCUGCCGAUGCCCAAGCCGCCGACGUUCACGCUGCAGUGCACGUCGUCGGACAGGGACUGGCUCUUCAGGGACAAGGCCGACGAGUCCUACUCCGCCUGCGAUCUCACCGUAACCAUGCUCAAAGGCAGGUAGGUAGUACUACUUAGGCAGGGUGGACCGAAUAGUAGGGCUGGCUGUACAUAUACACUAGGUACGGUGUUUAAUCGCUAGUAGAUAGAGGAUUGAGAUGGGUGCGUUUGGGGUGCUUCAACUACGUACAGAGGUUGUCUUCCUUCGCUCUGUCAAUUUGGUAAUAGCAUUUCCAUUAACAGGCCAUUCCUUGUUCAACUGUGCUAAUUUUCGAGCAUGUACAUCUAUUUUUGGUAAAAAGAUGUCUGUACUCUC